Molecule: messenger RNA, 4792 nt
Organism: Myxocyprinus asiaticus (Chinese sucker)
Lineage: Eukaryota; Metazoa; Chordata; Actinopteri; Cypriniformes; Catostomidae
Product: phospholipid phosphatase-related protein type 5-like
Exons: 8
Coding region: 345-1331 (328 amino acids)
Biological process (GO): phospholipid dephosphorylation; signal transduction; phospholipid metabolic process
Molecular function (GO): phosphatidate phosphatase activity
Source: RefSeq, a predicted model, not a curated record
CUCUGCGACUGCUCUCUGAGUGCUGCGGUUGAGGUGACGAUUUAAUCUCUGAUACCUCAUUAAGAGGGACUUGCCUGUGCGGUUUGCACACAGACCGUGAGCGCAUCUGCACGCCUUAAUGUGUGCAGGAGAAACGCUUGCACACUCCAUGAAAAAUCCUGCAGGGGUGGAGAGAAGGAAGACAUAGGACAAGGAAAGGAAAGCUGGAUUUGUUUUAGUAGGUAUAGGAGCUAUAGGGAAACGCACGUUAUGGCCACUGCAGGAAUUCUUUGCGACGGCUGCAUGGUGUGAAAAUAGAGCAGCAGUGAAAGAGGAGGAUACAAGAAGAGAAAGAAGGAUCUACAAUGGCAGCAGAAGAGAAGCCUGUUGUGAAGAGCAGCAGCUCCAUUGUACCAUGUUUCCUGUUUGUGGAGCUCGUGAUCAUGGCUGGCACUGUUCUCCUGGCGUACUACUUCGAAUACACGGACACGUUUCCCGUACACAUUCAGGGCUUCUUCUGCUUCGAUAAGGCAUUCUCCAAACCCUAUCCCGGACCGGAUGAGACCAGUAAUGUGCCACCGGUGCUGGUGUACUGUCUGGUAGCUGCCGUUCCUACUCUAACGAUUUUGGCUGGUGAACUGAUGGCAUUUUUCAUGAGGUCAGAGGGCACGCAGGAGAAGAUCAUAGUCACUGCAGACUGCUGCUACUUCAACCCACUUUUGAGACGCAUCAUACGAUUCCUAGGUGUCUAUACCUUUGGCCUGUUCACCACCACCAUCUUUGCCAAUGCUGGACAGGUGGUAACAGGGAAUCAAACGCCUCACUUCCUGUCAGCAUGUAGACCGAACUACACAGCGCUGGGCUGCCAUUCCAACUUACAAUACAUCACUGAGCGCAAAGCCUGCACUGGAAACCCACUGAUAGUCGCGUCUGCACGCAAAUCUUUUCCCUCUAAAGAUGCGGCCCUCAGUGUUUAUUCUGCAGUUUAUACUGUGAUGUACGUAACAUUGGUGUUUAGGACUAAAGGGACACGUUUGACCAAACCAACACUCAGUCUGACUCUGCUGUGUCUGGCCAUGCUGGUGGGUGUGGUCAGAGUGGCAGAAUAUCGCAAUCACUGGGCGGACGUCCUCGCUGGAUACUUCACCGGCGGAGCCAUUGCUGUCUUUCUGGUGACGUGUGUCAUUAACAACUUCCAGCAGACAAAGCCCUCUCCCUUGCCAGCGCGACCCCAGCGUCCUGAGUCUGUUCUGGGCAUGCCCAUGGUGGUGCUGCCCUGUGUAGAGAGUCCACUUGAAAAGUUAAGUGGCACUCAGACUCCAAGGGGAUCUUCAUUCACUGAGAUCACAUGACCAUCAGCCUCAUCGGUUCCCCGUCCCCCCCGAUGUCCUCAUACCGUCUCGCUCCAUGUCCAGCGAAGUCUAGACCAGCAGUCCCAGCACAUGCACCACUGUGCCGCCCACCCUACAGGACGCACCACCUCUGCCACUCUGCUCCGUUCCUACUCUACACAGGUCUAGAUUUCAUCCCGUCCAUCCUCCAUAUUCCUCCAUGCUGCCAAUAGGGCCUCCACAAACCGCUCAAACAAACCAAUGGCACCUUUAGAGAGCCUGGUUGAAGAUCUCAAACAUCUGAGAGAAUGAAUGAAAACCACAGGUAGGCAUUUUAACGUUGCUUGUUAAGAGUUUGUUUGACCAGCGAGUGGAGAAUUUGCACCUGUACGGACGUGUGGACCUCUCAAAACCAGCCCAUCCUACUUUUUCUGGGGAACCGAUGAAGUCUUGAACAGCUUGUUGCUGAAAAGCAGAACUCCCAAGAGGCUGCAAUUUAUUGUAUAUCAGUUCAGAUGUAAAUACGUGUACAUUUUCUUUUUCUUUUUUUAAAUGGCAUGUUUAUUUUGAUUGUGUUUACAGCACUUCUGGUCAUCACACAUUUUGGAUUUUAAAAAUCAUGACAGUAAAUCUGUUUGUAAAUGGAAUAUCUGUUGGUUUGUCUCAGUUUGCCUAUGCACUUAAGAGGACAGUCUUAUACUGCACAACAUAUUGACAUCAGGAUUUUCCUUCUGUAAGUGCACAUCGAGAAUAUUUGUAGGAAAAGACCUCACAAGUUGGAGAAGAUCUUGAUUCCAGCUCUCAAAAUGAUGUUUGUGUCUGAACGCCAUAGAAUGGAAGGAAAAUUAAUGCUUAGAGACAAAUGGAAGACACGCAAAAACUCAUGAACAAACACCACAGCAUUCUUUUUAAUAUUUAAUGUGCGUCUUGUGCUCUUUUGUUUUCUCGAGGAUUUCUGCACCAGCCAGAUGUAAUGCAGAGUGAUAUAAGAGCUGUCAGUCAAGGUGGCCCAUUUGAUUAAUGUUGCACCAAAACAUUCUUACAAUCUGUAAUCAUAGGUGGAUUGGACUCCUGAUUUCUCAGCCACCAUUAACCAGAUAGUAACAUCUGUAUUGUUGUCAGUGUUCACAGUGAUAAAUGAGAGGGUCCAAAAAUGCAGUUUUUUUUCUUGUAUAGUGAAUACCUUUUUCACAGUAUGACCACGUGUUACCAAGUGUGUACGGAACUUUAGGUGUCAUUUUAUAUUUAUGAUGUAGUUAUGAUGUUACCUUGCAAUGGUUUCAUUCCUGCUGUUUGCAAAUAGCACAGAAUACCUUGCAAUACUGUGAAAUUUUAACACCGAUGAGAGGCACGGAUUCCUCAUUGCUUUUUUCUGAUUUUUGAGUUAAACCGAGUUUAAAUUCAUUUAAAAAACCUCAUGAAAUCAAAGUUUUGUGACUUUUAGUCCAUGUCUGUUAGCAUUGAGGACAUCUACUGUUUAUGCUAGUGUACUCCUAAAAGUUGAUAAAAUCAGCUCUGUAGGUCCUUACAAUGCAAGUGAAUGUGUCCCAAAAAUGUUAAGUUCUAAAAGGACAUAAAUGCAGCAUAAAAGUAAUCCAUAAGACUCCAUUGGUUUAAUCCAUAUCUUCAGAAGCGAUAUAAUAGUUGUGGGUGAGAAACAGAUCAAUAUUUAAGUCCUUUUUUACUAUCAAUCUCCACUUUCACAUUCUUCUUCUUUUGUUUUUGGUGAUUCGCAGUCUUAGUACAUAUCGCCACCUACUGGACACAGAGGGAAAUUUAUGGUAAUAAUAACAAGAAGGAAAUCAUGGUUCAUUGCUGUGCUGUUAACUAUUGGCUAUUUAAGGGACAUGAAAAACCACCAUCAUUGAAAACCUGGAAAUAUCAGGGAAUUUUAAUAUAGGAAUUUUCUUUUUUUCCAGGCCUGGAAAUGUCAUAGUAAUUAGUCAAAUCUUAAAAAGUCAUGGAAAUAUCUUUAGUGAAUAUACAUAUAUUUUCUAGUUAUUCUCAGCUUUAAAAUAUUUAACUGGCUAGUAAUUGCUGGUCAUGAGUGCGAUCUCUAUUAAAUGAUUUUUAGUGUCUAGUUUAUCUGGUUCUUAUCCAGUAAUGCAAACGACUGGAAAAAAACAAAAAAAAAAACAGGGCAGAAUAAUGGAAAUAUAAUGGAAAUGUAUUGGUAAAAAAGUGUGAGAAGCCUGUUCGAUAUGUCUGGCUAUAACUUGCGUUUUUUUAGAGGGAAUAAUUAAACAAAGGAAAGAACUGUGCUCGUCAAAGCCAUUUCUUGGGGUCUUUAAAAUUGCUCAAAAUACAUCAAAAUGAAAAUUACAUUAUGUACUCAGCAAAUGGCUAGGUGUCCCAUGCAGCUAAAAUAUUGUAAUGCUGGCAAAAGAAUCAUAUGCUCACGGCGGAUCCUCAACUGUAAUAUUUGAUUUUCACUAUUUAAAAGGCCAGUGUCAGUUUUUCUACAAAUAUCCACAGAUGAUAUUCUUGAGCUGUGUUCAUUGGCUGUAUUUACUGUACCAUAGGCUAAGUGAUGUGCUUUUUUCAUUAUUUUACUGAACACAGUUAAAUUGGCUAUUUCUGUCUUAUUUAUUUAUUUGAUUUAAAUCAUAUUCUUUAAAUGCUUUUGAAACAUAGUGAUUGCAUUUCAUUUUAGUUGUUUGGUAAGUAAGAUGUGUAAUUAAACUCUGUUUACUAAAUCAGAUGAGUGUAAACUUGCCAUCUAACUUGCACUCCGAGUGGAUAAAAAUGUAUGUUUGUAUCAUUAACUGUUUGAUCUGUCUGAUGCCCCCUAAUCUAUUGCAUCCUCCACCGGGUCUGACCUCUGCCACAUUCUGUGCAAUGUACAGUUACUCCCUCUGUUGUAAGAGCACCUUUUCCACAGGCUUAGAAACACUUUCACACCCUUCAAAUACCUUAAAGGGGAAGUGUGUCAUUUUUGUAGUGUCAAAAAAAAAAAAAAAAAAAGAUUCCAAAUUUUCAAACAGGUUUCCUGAACAUUCUCCACAUUUGCCGCUUGUUGGACAAACAGAUAGUCCCGCACCCAGGCUUAUGCCAUUGGUUGAGCCAAUGUUGCUGUGUCAGGCUGGUUGGUAUGCUCAUACAAACAGCAAUGUUUUGAUAGCAACACAAUGCCAGUGUUAUCAAUUGUUAACUUAAAGUGUAGUUGUCACUAUAUAUUAAGCUGCAAUAGAAGAAUAUAGUUUAACACUUCACCUUUAAAAAAAUGUACUUGUAUCCGUUACCUCACUUGUUACUUUUUUCAUUUGCCAAAAUUAAACAAAAAAAGAAAGAUAUUUGUACAGUUUUGCAAAUAUGUCUUUUGUAUUAAAAAUGAAAAAAAAAAAAAAAUGAAAAAAAGAAAAUUCACCUGUGCACCUGAUUCAUUUGUUACAUUGUUACUUUAGUGACCUUUAUUUAUAUACACCCAAUGAGUAACUGACUGAAUCUGUGUUUUUGGGUAAUUAAAUAAAGUAAAUGCGUGA